Pestalotiopsis fici W106-1 is the source of this 1233-nucleotide messenger RNA. RefSeq lists its product as uncharacterized. The coding region runs from base 1 to 1233 and encodes 410 amino acids. Gene Ontology annotation, molecular function: 2 iron, 2 sulfur cluster binding; iron ion binding. The transcript is spliced from 5 exons. The record is from RefSeq and is a predicted model, not a curated record. NCBI's taxonomy places the organism in Eukaryota, Fungi, Ascomycota, Sordariomycetes, Amphisphaeriales, Sporocadaceae.
AUGUGGCGCAUUCUCGGCUACCCAUCCGCGGACCAGGCGGACAAGACUCCACCACCCGGUGCUCUGCCGGCAUCGUGGUACCGCUCGAGUGCCAUGUAUGAGCUUGAACGUCGUGCCAUAUUUUCCAAGAAAUGGAUAUUAUUGACACAUUCCAUCAGAAUCAGCCAGCCUGGCGACUAUUUGUCCUUCACCUAUGCUGGCUUCUCCUUUUUCCUUAUUCGGGAUAAAGACCAACAGAUUCGCGCCCAUCACAACAUUUGCCGCCAUCGGGCAUAUCCCAUUGUUCAUCAGCAAUCUGGCAAUGCCAAGAUUCUCAGCUGCAAGUACCACGGGUGGUCGUAUGGUUUGAAAGGCAACCUGGCAAAGGCACCGAGAUACGAGUCGGUAAAGGCAUUUGACAAGACUCAGCAUAGUCUGUUCCCGAUUCAUGUUCACGUGGAUAAGGUUGGCUUUGUUUGGGUGAAUCUACAAUCAGGUGAACCGGACGUAGCAUGGAGCGAUGAGUUUAGCGGCUCGGAUGAAAAGCCAAUUCUUCGUGAAUUCGACUUUGAUGCCGAGUUCAAGUUUGACCACCAAUGGGACAUGGACGUCAAGGCCAACUGGAAGUCACUCAUUGAUAACUACAAUGAGUGCUACCACUGCCAAACGUCGCAUCCGCUGAUUGCGGGUGUAUCCGACUUGACAAAGUACAAGGUCGAGCCCAACAUGGGUUGCCUCGAGCAUACCAUUGUCAACAAGAACAUGGACGACAACAGUUUCCGGCGGAGCAUCACAUUCUUCCCGCCCUGCACAUCUGUUACCGUGACUGAACACUUUUUCUACAUUCAACGAAUGAUACCCGUCUCCGAAACAGAAAGCAGGAUAGAGAACGAGGUUUACCGCCACAAGGAUGCCAGUGACGAAAAGUUCAAGGCACUCUGCGACUUCUAUACCCAAGUCUUGGAGGAGGACAAGGAGUUGUGUGAAGGAGCGCAAAGGAACCUGAGCGGAGGAGUGUACGUGACAGGCGAGCUGCACCCAGAAAAGGAGAAGGGACCGCUUCACUUUCAAAGUUUGGUCAGGAGGGAUGUCAUGGAACACCGACAAAAGGAGGAAAAGGCAGGGCACGAGAUAUGGCCGGCUGCACAGAAGGUAUCUGCUGAGAUGAAGACAACGAAGCUGAUGGAAGAAGAAUCAUUCUGUUCGAAGCUGGAGGCUGAGGCUUGCCAAGCUAGUGCGCAAUUAGCUUGGUGA